Phytophthora infestans T30-4 is the source of this 3309-nucleotide messenger RNA. RefSeq lists its product as uncharacterized. The transcript has 2 exons. Gene Ontology annotation, biological process: cortical actin cytoskeleton organization; cell morphogenesis; cell projection assembly. The record is from RefSeq and is a predicted model, not a curated record. Gene Ontology annotation, cellular component: SCAR complex. NCBI's taxonomy places the organism in Eukaryota, Oomycota, Peronosporomycetes, Peronosporales, Peronosporaceae. Bases 1 to 3309 code for a protein of 1102 amino acids.
AUGCAGUCCAUUUCGUACGAAAAAGUGAACGCGAACCUGCCAGCUGCUGAUCUCGACCGCAAAGAACUGUACAAUGUUGCCGCCAGUGUCUACCAGCUCAUGAAGCGCCUACAUCAUUGGCAGCAGGCAGCGUGGGAAACCCUCACGAGGCUUUUCUCGGACAACAGCAGCAGUGAUUCGUGUUUGUUGACCUUUGACAGCCACCCGGAGCUCACCCGCCUCGUACUCGCUACUGUCACCACGUACGUCAAAGUGAAUCUGCUGUGGACCUCGUUCAGUAUCAUCCCAGCGCUGCUUGCAGUCUACUGUUAUCUCCAUCACGCGCAGACUUUAGGAGGGGACAACGCAACACCAAUCGCAGUGUAUUCGCCACUGGAACACACUGAUCAUCGUGUGCGCGAGUUCGUGCUUCACUUUGGUACGGCGCCACUGCUGGCGAUCCAGCAUGACUUCCACCUGCAAGUCGCUGACAAAGGAGCAUCUCUUGCUGCACUUACACUCUCGUGCUUCGAGCGCUUCGAGGCGUGUCGAGAUCUCGCCAAACUCAGACAACAAGGCGUGUUUGACCUCGAGCCACCCGUGAGUGGUGCUUACGCGUCACAUUCCAGUCUUCCAGACCUUCUUAACGCUGCUGACGUUGUCGACUGGGUGAUCUGUGUGGUACUAUGCGUCCCUCACCAACUCUUCGCAAGAGACAGCAGAACUGCCUCAAUGUCUCCCAGAUCUAUUCCGUCGACGCCAUCAUCGCCGUCGUCCUCUUCCGGUUCCCCGUCGUUCUUGUGGGAUUUCAUGGAGACUGUCGCUCGAGACCGAAUGGUGUUCACUAUUCAUCGCAACCACGUCGUCAAUCUCCACGAUCUGCUUUAUCAGCAAGUCACGUCGUCGCUAUCCAUUGCGGUUCUCAGUCCCGAGACUUCUUCGAUUCCCUCGUUUGGAAAAAACCGCUCGGCUGUGUCUUUGAAGAGAUCUAUGAACUCACUAGGUAAGUACGCAUUGAGGAACUGUGGCGUGAACCAUCGCCAGCGACGAGAAGUGGCAAUUUGGCUCACAAAGAAUUGCGUGCAACUAAUGCAACACAAUCCGGGACUGGUGGCCCCUUCCUUUCCGCUGUUUCUAGCAGCUUUGGCCAUCGCUCAUGAUGAGACGCAAUGGGCAAUGUGCCACGGAGUUGGCAACUCGAACGCCAGGUCGUCUCUUCUUCCAAGCCACAUCAAAGCCAAACACUUGCAGCGAGUACAAACGAGCUUUAGUGGAGCUGAACGGGAGAUAGCGGACUUGUUGACUCACUGCAAUCACCUCCGACGGCUUCUAGAACAAAACUCGCAUUUCCUAGCCGAGUAUUAUCAGACAUUCCUUUUGAAUGGAGACGCUGAAGGGAUCGCGUACACUAUUCAUCAACUUCUCCUAGCGAACGAGUCGGCUUCAGAGUUCCGGUCUCUGCUCGAAGGGUUCUUGGACAAUGAACGGUAUCGUAUCAACACUUCGUCGGCGCCUCGGGCUACGUGGGUGCGGGAAUGGCGUCAAGCGAAUGCUCAUUUGGCAAGGCGAACCCAAUUGCCGCUGCUGGACUCGCUUCGUGCUCGAAUGGAGUGCGCAGUCAGACACACGCAGUACAUCUGCAAGAAUGCUCAGCUAAUCGAGCAGACAGCGAACUUUUCCAAGUGCUGGUGGUUCCACAGGAUCAUUUUCGACCAGUGCUUUGAGCAGGUAUUGACCACAGCACCGUCGUCUGCAGUUGGACUGUUGGAGAUCCUGUCGAGUCUUGCGGCGGGGAACUACGUUCUCGAUGAACUCGUAGAAACCGAAGAAGCGACUGAGCAGUCGGAGCGGAUGAUUCAACGCAUGGAUCGGAUGCGAACGAGUUUAGUGGAGCAAGUGGAGCUGGGGCUCGUGUCAGUGGUGAAGCGUGACGCCAUUCUCCAAAGAGACGAAGUGUCUGCUCUCGUACAAGAAAAGAAUGAACCAGCGGAACACAAAGUCACUGCGAGCAACCGAAGGCUUUCGAGCUUUUCACGCGUGCAGUCGAGUCAAGCACUGCGGCCAGGCAGUGCAGAAUUGAGACUAGCGUCCCCAACUGCCUCAGUUUUGAGCCCUUUGCGCUGCUCCCUUCAAGACGCGUGUGUGCAAAUUCGAUGUUUCCUCAGGGCUAGCCAAAGAUUGCUUGGAGGCAGCAGCGAAUUGAACGAUAUGAGCGACGUCUCGCUGGGCGAAGCGGUCCAGAACGCCCUUGCUAAGGAUCUCGCAGACGAGUGCAGUGCUUCGACUUCGAUUCUCCCCCAGGACAAGAGGCUGUUAGAAUGGACAACUGAGUUCCCGCGUGUGUCUGAGAAGGAGUUCGAGCAGUGCUCACUAGUUGACAGACUUUCGUGGCUCUAUGUCUCUCUCGUGACGACAUGGUGUCAUCCUCUACCUUCUACAACGGUAUCAUCGCCUUCAGUUCUGGCUGCUGUGCGCAAACACUGCUUUGUAUUGGCUCCUGGGGCCUCAAGCGAGGUGGACCCACGAGACUACACGGAUCCGGAAGCUCUGCGCCAUCUCAAAACUUUGAUCGGUUCGACGGGUGUUAAGUCCGUAUGCUCGACCGUCGCCAACCUGGUGGUAGCGCAAACGCUGAAGCUACGAUCUUUGAUUGAAGCAGAGCACGCCGUGUUGGCGUUCAUGGACAUGGCAAUGAAUAACAGCUCAAAUGCCGAUGUUGUUCUCGCUACAGCCCAAGUCCGAGCUCUAGACGACAUCGCGACUCUACUCGUCCAGAUUGGGACAGCAGUUUUCCUACUGCAGCUGCUGCACGACCACAGCCCACACGAUACGUCAGACGCGUGGGAAGGUCGUGUAGCCCCUCGGCUUCUCCGCGAGCUCCAGCAAGAUCCCGACCGACGAUCCACGUGGACACGGCUGCUACCAGUUGCCUGUAGCUCAGGUUUCCAUUCGAGUGUGUGGAAGCGAACAACGUACUUGUCAAGCGAAGAGGCAACGGACACUAACGCGCACAUGAUGGGGCUCGCCAUGGCUCGACUGAUUCCUUCACCUCACAGUAGUCAAUCCAUGCAUCGGUGUGCUGUGUCGGCGUUGAAGCGGACUACGGCGGACACGGCGCAGCCAACCGCUGGUCGAUCGAAGGCGCAUCUUGACCCGGGGUCGUCGACGAGGCCUCUAUUGGAAGCACUGGAGCUACUGGUAACAUCUAGGACAUCGGACAGCAGUGAAGCGCAAGGAUCCGCGCUCGGGGAGCUGGAGUUGUCGCUUGAGCGCCUAUUGCCACACGCCACUGCACUCAGCCGUGUGACCUCACUGAGAUUACCUCAGUGA